AUGUUCAAGAACAUCAAAGAAAAACAGGCAACAUUGUUUCAAUCCAAGCAAUCCAAUGCUUCGGAAAGUGACCGCGGCCAGGAUUUGUCGUCCAUCCUGGACCGGUCGCAGCGUGCCGACUUAACUGUCCUGGUUUCUCAGAUUGCUGAGUCAAUGCGAGGCAAGAUUGUGGAGCUCUUCGAAGAUACAGUCGUGAAAGAGGAGUCCUCUCGCCCCACACCACAUACCUCGUCGAAGGCGGAUCGCGAUGAAGACACGCCUCCGUUGCCUCCAAGGCCACAGGGGAAUGCGACUGCAGACAAGAGCGACAGUCCGCGUCAAGGUUCUCCUAGUAAAUUGUUGAGCCCGCAAUCCAAAGUCACCACGCUCAAUAGUUUCGACGAUUGGAGGGAUUCUGUACUUCUGCGCGUCGGCGCUGUCGUCAAUAAAGAGGAAGAGGAUCAACAUAAGAAGCAACACCAGGAAGUCUCGCAGGAUGCCGCCCAGUCUGAGGAUCUCCCAUUGGACGAAGAUAAAGAUAGAUUGGCUAAAUUGCAAGAGAUCUACCACCCAGUGGAAACCCCACUAGCUGAACUUCCGAAAGCGAAAAGAUUGCUUAUUCUUCAUUCCCUUCUCCUUUUGAUGCUCAGUCUAGAGCACUACAAUGCUUAUUCAAGAGUUUUGAUGUUGAAUGUCGCGUCCAGCCUGAACAUAGAUAUCGAAAUCCUCAACCAAGACGAAAUCAAGGUUGCCCGCGGACUACUGCAGACAGCUUUGGCACUUUCCGCAGACCAAGACAACAAAGAGAAACCAAAGAAGAAGGAUGAUAUGAGGAAAUGGAAAGUCGGCAUUGCAUCUGUGGCUGGAGCUGCUUUGAUCGGCAUCACCGGUGGACUUGCAGCUCCGCUGGUAGCAGCGGGUCUUGGAACUGUCAUGGGCGGACUGGGUCUCGGUGCCACCGCUGCUGCCGGGCUGCUUGGCACGUUGGCCGGGAGUAGCGUUGUUGUCGGCGGUUUGUUUGGCGCUUAUGGCGGGCGUAUGACUGGUCGUAUGAUGGACAAGUACGCCCGUGAAGUUGACGAUUUCGCAUUCAUUCCAAUUCGCGGAGAACGUCGUCGAAACGAGAAGGAGACGGACUCUGCUGAAGAAGAUCAUCGUCUACGAGUCACCAUCGGCGUCACCGGCUGGGUCAAAGAGGAGUCAAACUUCGUGGUCCCAUGGCGGGUGGUUGGUGCUGACUCCGAAGUCUUCGCUUUGCGCUGGGAGAUGGAGCCUUUGAUGAAAUUGGGAAAUGCAAUUUCAGCACUCGUGACUAGCGCAGCAUGGUCGGUUGCUGGCCGUGAAGUCUUGGCUCGCACCGUUUUCCACUCGCUCAUGAGCGCAGUCAUGCUUCCUCUGGGCCUCAUGAAUGUUGCCGGCGUCGUUGAUAACCCUUUCAGCGUGGCCAAAGCUCGUGCCGACAAAGCGGGCGAAGUUCUUGCCGAUGCCCUCAUUAACAAGGCCCAGGGAGAACGAGCCGUGACCUUGAUUGGGUAUUCCUUGGGAUCUCGGCUGAUCUUUUCCUGCCUCCAAAGUCUCGAAAGGCGAAAUGCUUACGGUCUCGUUGAGUCGGUGGUACUGAUGGGCUCGCCGACCCCUUCAAACACGGAGCACUGGCAGAAGAUCCGCAGUGUCGUCAGCGGACGCGUUGUCAAUGCUUAUUCCGAGAACGACUCUGUCCUUGCCUUCCUCUACCGAACAAGCAGUCUUCAGCUCGGUGUGGCCGGAUUGCAACCAGUCGAAGGUGUUCCAGGCGUUGAAAAUCUCAACGUGAGCGAAUUGAUCAGCGGCCACCUAAGAUACCAGUACCUGCUUGGCAGAAUCCUUACCCUCGUCGGACUGCAAGACUUUGACGCCAGUGAGAUCGACCGUGAAGAAGCGGCUCUCGCUGCCGAGGACCAGCGACUGGAGGAGGAGCGGUUGCAGAAUGAGCGCGAGGCUGGAGUUAAGGAUCCGGGGUCCUCAGAUGCCCGCGAGACCUUGAACAGCCAAGAUGGCUUUAAGGAGGAUGCACGGUUGCAAAAGCAGGUCGAAGCACAGACCCAGGAGAAUUUGAGUCACCGGAUUGAGAUGCUCGAUUUGCAUCAUGAUGAUUACUCGGCGCCUUUGAAAGAGGAUCCUUCGAAGCAUUCUGCGCUCUAA
Messenger RNA from Penicillium bovifimosum, 2160 nucleotides. Its product is annotated as DUF726 domain protein. The transcript has a single exon. Lineage: Eukaryota; Fungi; Ascomycota; Eurotiomycetes; Eurotiales; Aspergillaceae. The record is from RefSeq and is a predicted model, not a curated record. The coding region runs from base 1 to 2160 and encodes 719 amino acids.